UUUUCUCUUGGUCGAGUGCCAUAUUUAGCGUUCGCAUAGGAGAUAUAAGUAGAAGUUUGCAUCGGGGCACCAUCAUCAGUUUACAAAACACUGCGCACCGAACGUGUUGUAUCAGUGAAGAACAAAGUCAUGAAAUUCCUCGCGCUAUCCGUCUGCCUGAUGGCAACCGCCAUUGUGGUGUAUGCAGACACUAUUAAGGAUAUUGCUUUACAUGGUGGAUCACUAUCUACCGCUGAUUUGCAAGAAUGUUAUAACAACGCGAAUCUAGCGGAAGCGGAUUUGAUUACAAAUACGGAAAUAAAAGAUGAAUCUUAUAAAAACCCAGGAAAUGAAGAAAAGGCGAGAAAAAACGGAUGCUUCACGUUAUGCAUAUUACAAAAACGAGAACAGAUUGUCGGUUCGGAGAUUCAGAAGAACAAGCUCUACGGCAAAUCGGCACAUGCUCAUUUGAAUCCCGGUACUCAGGCUAUAAUAUAUGCAACCGUGGAUCGUUGCGUUGAACAAGUUAAAACAAACCCAGAUAUGUGCGACAAGUCUCUCGAUCUCCUCACAUGUCUCUGGAAGGAUUUCAUCUAACCAAUAAAUACAUCCAUUAUCUACUCUUUCAAUAUAAUGAUAUAAAAAAUACUUAUUCUCUUUAUUAUAUUAAUAAAAAUGCAUCGUAUUGUGAAUUAAUA
Vollenhovia emeryi is the source of this 677-nucleotide messenger RNA. RefSeq names its product pheromone-binding protein Gp-9-like. The coding region runs from base 130 to 576 and encodes 148 amino acids. Gene Ontology annotation, molecular function: odorant binding. Lineage: Eukaryota; Metazoa; Arthropoda; Insecta; Hymenoptera; Formicidae. The record is from RefSeq and is a predicted model, not a curated record. The transcript has 5 exons.